Leptonychotes weddellii (Weddell seal) is the source of this 671-nucleotide messenger RNA. Lineage: Eukaryota; Metazoa; Chordata; Mammalia; Carnivora; Phocidae. The record is from RefSeq and is a predicted model, not a curated record.
CUGAGCUCAUGGCACCGGGAACUGUUUUCCAUCUACUUAGGCGUUGGGGAGAAGUUUUCAACUUGGGAACCCACCAAACGGGAGCUUGAACUGCUGAAACACAACCCGAAAAGGCGAAAGAUCACCUCCAACUGCACCAUAGGUUUGCGGGGGCUGAUCAACCUUGGCAACACCUGCUUCAUGAACUGCAUCGUCCAGGCGCUCACGCACACGCCGCUCCUGCGAGACUUCUUCCUCUCCGACAGGCACCGGUGUGAGAUGCAGACCCCCAGCUCGUGUCUGGUCUGCGAGAUGUCGUCGCUGUUUCAGGAGUUCUACUCGGGGCACCGCUCCCCCCACAUCCCCUACAAGUUGCUGCACCUGGUGUGGACUCACGCGCGGCACCUGGCGGGGUAUGAACAGCAGGACGCGCAUGAGUUCCUCAUCGCCGCCCUGGACGUCCUCCACCGGCAUUGCAAAGGUGACGAUAAUGGGAAGAAGGCCAACAACCCCAACCACUGCAACUGCAUCAUAGACCAGAUCUUCACGGGCGGGCUGCAGUCGGACGUCACCUGCCAAGUCUGCCAGGUUUUAAAAAAUCCUGGUCACGAUCCACUCAAGUUAUUUCGGAACCUCUACUGGAUUCCCGCGUGCAGUUGGUAGAGGACAGAGGAGAUACCGGGAGGGGAGCG